Molecule: messenger RNA, 594 nt
Organism: Priapulus caudatus
Lineage: Eukaryota; Metazoa; Priapulida; Priapulimorpha; Priapulimorphida; Priapulidae
Product: very low-density lipoprotein receptor-like
Exons: 4
Coding region: 1-594 (197 amino acids)
Cellular component (GO): plasma membrane
Molecular function (GO): protein binding
Source: RefSeq, a predicted model, not a curated record
AUGAAUACAAUAAGAAACACCCUCGAGGACUUCGAGUGUCGCGAGGGUUUCCUCAAGUGCAACAACGGCUUUCAGUGCUACAACGCCACCUGGCGGUGCGACGACAAGAUCUUCUGUUCGGACGGCUCCGACGAGAAGGGAUGCGGAGUUCACAGCAGGUGGCGCUCGCGGCAGGGCGUCGACCGCGAUUACUACCUACAGUCGAUGGUCGAGCGGUCGCGAGAGGGCGACACCGUCGCCGCUGAGUGGAGCCUGUGUCUGUCGGGGGUGUCGACGACGUGCGACGAUGGCCGACGCUGCUUCCUCGACUUCCUGCGAUGCGACGGACAGGCGGCGUGCGCCGACGGCAGCGACGAACACCACUGCCUAAACUACACGUGCCCGCCCGAGAAGGUGAAGUGCGCCGACCUGGAAACGUGCGUCUUUCGCGAGUACGUCUGCGACGGAGUGCGUCACUGCGCGGACGGAAGCGACGAGCUGUCGUGCGGCACACCCAUCCGUCAGGAGCCCCGCACCAGCACCACACAGCGUCGCAGACCCGCCACCAAGCGCCGGCAGUUGGCGGCACCGUCGCCGAGGGGCGGAGGACGUUAG